UCCUCUGCAAACCUCCAGGUGAGCCUGCAUCCUUCUGCCCUCCUUCUCCCACCACACCUGGCCCAGCUCUCCACAACCCCUCUGCCCCCAGCAUCAGUAGCCUUCCUGCUUCCCCACGGCCACACUGCCCACAGCUCCACAUUGCGCCACCCCACUCCCUGGGAUACCCACACCACUGCUUCUCUCCCCACUCAACACCAUCUACUUACGCAACAUUCCCUCUUCCAGGGACCCUCCACCCCACAGCCAUGUCCUGCUACGACCUCUGCCGCCCCUGCAGUGGGGGACCCACCCCGCUGGCUAACAGCUGCAACGAGCCCUGUGUCAGGCAGUGCCAGGACUCCCAGGUCGUCAUCCAGCCCUCCACCGUGCUGGUCACCCUGCCGGGACCCAUCCUCAGCUCCUUCCCCCAGAACACCGCCGUCGGAUCCUCCUCAUCCGCUGCCGUGGGCAGCGCCCUCAACGCCCAGGGAGUGGCCAUCUCCUCCGGCGGCUUCGGCUUCGGAGGCCUGGGCUGCUUCAACGGCGGCAGAGCCCGCUACCCCUGCUAAGGGCCUGCGCCCACACCCUCACACCAACCACCUGCACCCUGCAAGGCGCCUCACGCACUCAGGAGGCACCUCUGUGUCACUGGCAGCACAUGAGAUCAGCAGCUCUUCAACCAGGGCUCUUCAGCCAUGAUAACAAAGAAGCAAGCAGGGAAGGGGACCAGACCACACUGCUUGCAAAAAGGGUCUCUGAAAUAUCUCAUAACUUGAGCGUUCUUCUCUGAAGCCUUUUCUCUUCCUGGAACGAAGCAGAUGGCCUUGCUAUAUGCAAUUACGGCCAUGGCUUUUUCUCUUGGUGCUCCUUCCUUUUCAUGUAUUUUCCUCAAUAAAGUUCUCUUGCACACCAGCCUCAGAAUUCUCUUCAUCAUUUCUUCAGCAAAUGCUCUUCACACUUCUCCCACUCCAAAGACACAGCUCAAGGGGCCAUUACGAUGGGACCAAAGGGGCCCCAUGACCUCCCCUGACAAGAAUGGUACCAACAAGAACAGCUGGGGCAUCGACUGGGCUUCCAGCACAUCACACAACAUCUAUGCUUGACCACACAAAGUCUUGGGCACACCAACGCCCUUCUGCCCAUGUCCUCUGAAACAACCUUUCCGUGGCAGCACACCCCAGCAGCAUUCUCCCACGGAGGCAAAAAAAACACAGUCACUGAAUCCUUUACCUGUUAAAGAAUUGGUAGUGACCAUGCACUCCUGCUGUCCUGCUCAAGCACACUCAGGAACAGUCAGACAAGGAACAUGUCCAGUCAGACUUUCAGUACCUCAAAGAACAGGGACUACACAAAUUACUCUGCUGGGUAACCUGUCCCACUGCUUGUCCCCCUCUCACUGGAAAAAGCUUUUUCUCCCUUCCAAGGAAGGUUCAAAUUCAGUGCUGUCCACCACCCUUUCUUCUGGCAGCAGACAGUAAUGCAAAACGGCUGGCUCUCUUUUCAUCCCUGCCUAACAUCUGGGAUUUAUACGCAAGGAUAAGAUGGACAGAGAGCAUCCUUGUGUCCCGGCUCAAAACUGCCUGCUCUCUCAGCUUCUCCACAUCGUAAGGAGGCUCCAGGCCCAUCAGCACUGGAGAACCACUGCACCGGAAUUGCUCCACCUGAUCCACGUCUGUCUUCCUCCUGGGAAACGUAAACACGAACCACCGGCACUGAACAGAAAUAAAAGAGUACAUCCUCCGGCACGCGAGCGAUGCUCUUCCAAAGGCUCUUCUGGAGAACGGGGAACUCUUUUGUCACAGGGCUGCAUUGCUGCCUCACCAUCCCCCUGCUUGCCAACAGCAACACCAGUUGCUCCUCAGCAAAGCUGGCUGCCACCCUCUCAUUUCUAUUGCUACCCGUUACUGCUUCCCAUCGGCAGGACUUCACUUUGCCCCUUCUGCUACCGCAGGAUGUCCCCGAAGUAAUACACAUAACCCAGCCUCUCCACGUCCUUCACAAAGGUGGACUAUUCACCUGGGGCAUCUGCUGCUCCUUCCCAUCCUCUACCAUUUGCAAACUCACUCGGAUCACUACCAUCACCCAGCUUUUUAAUGCAGAUGAUGAACAGUGCCGGCCUUACUACCGAGUCUUGACACAACCGGAACACUUCGCCGGACUGCUGCAUUCAGCCACUUUCAAGCCCACCCCAGCGUCCACUUUGACAGAUUCUCUGGGAUCGUGUCGUGGGAGGAAGCCUCAAUGCCUUUACCAAAGGCAAGGCAAUCAACUGCCAUGGCUCCCCAUCAUCCACCAGGAAGAUCACUCCAGUGCAGAGGAAGCUGAGGUGGCUUUGUAAAUCCACUGCUUUCUGCGAGGAUUUCCUUCACCUCCUCCCCACUGACUGACAUCAGGUCCACCAGCCUGACGUUUCUCACAGCUUCCUUCUUCAUUUCUUGAACACAGGAGUGGGAAGAGUCUCUAACAUUCCUCACAAAGCACUUCCAUCAUGCGCUUUCACAGGGUCAACUGAAAAGGGCCUUACAAAACAUCAGCAUUUGUGGGAGAAACUCAUUAGGUCCUAUAGAAUUCCUCACACCCAGAUGCACAUCUUACUCAUCUGACCCAGCAACAAGCUCCUGUGGGACAGCCUGCAUCAAGUCACCUUGGCUGAGCAGAGGCAUGACUCGUCUUCCAUCCACCCUAUGGUAAUCAGACAUCACCGCAAGGACCUACCUGCUGCAGCCCCAGGAAGCAUGCAGGCCUUUGGCACCAUUCUGACACGUCCAAAUCCUUUUCCAAGCACACCGAGCACAAACAUGGCAGCGCUCCUUGACACUCAAUUAAAAAGAAUUAAUGCUAAGGCUCAACACAUUUCCCAUUUCUUAAGUACCACUCACCCUCCAGCACUCAGUGCCUUUCCCACAUCCCACCAGGCAGGUGCGAGGAUGGCACUCUGUCAGACCAAGGCCCAGGCUUUCAUCUUGAUGACCCCAGGUAAGGGUGGCACACAGAGAAGACACUGGCACCUUUCUGGGAGCACGGCACAAUUCCCAGCGCCAGCAGUCUUGCCAACUGUGACACAGCCCCGCAGGGACAGCAUCCUGCGCUGGCAAACAGCCCUCCUCUGCCUGCAGGGACUGCCCGCCCCAGGCACACAGCAGGCAGCCUCGUUUCUCCAGGCGCACCUCUGUAGACACCAGGGCCAGCAGCAGCCCAUGCAGAACUCCCAGGGAAAGAGAGGAGCUGCAGACUGCGUAGUGAGGUGGGACAAAGGCGCGGAAGGAGGGAAUGUGAUUCCAGUGGACCAAAUGCAACAGGCAAAGCUUGGAAGCCUGAGGCAGCCUUCCAAGGACGCCAGGAGAUGGGGGACCCACCUCCUGCACAACACGGCCACAAAUGACCGCACACAAGUGCCGCGCGGUGACCUCAUUCCUGAUAAACACAGCUCACACUUCCUGCACGCUUUGACUCAAAUACCAUUCGCACUUCAACAUGCCAGCAGGGUCAAAGGAGCACAACCACAAGA
Meleagris gallopavo (turkey) is the source of this 3490-nucleotide messenger RNA. The record is from RefSeq and is a predicted model, not a curated record. NCBI's taxonomy places the organism in Eukaryota, Metazoa, Chordata, Aves, Galliformes, Phasianidae.